Engraulis encrasicolus (European anchovy) is the source of this 776-nucleotide messenger RNA. Its product is annotated as cobalamin binding intrinsic factor-like. NCBI's taxonomy places the organism in Eukaryota, Metazoa, Chordata, Actinopteri, Clupeiformes, Engraulidae. The record is from RefSeq and is a predicted model, not a curated record. The transcript has 4 exons. Gene Ontology annotation, molecular function: cobalamin binding. Gene Ontology annotation, biological process: cobalamin transport. The coding region runs from base 25 to 435 and encodes 136 amino acids.
UGCAACUGAAGGACGAGAGGCAGAAUGGCUCCGAAACUCUUCAUUGUUCUUUGCCUUAUAGCUACAGUGUUGCUUCUUAGACCCCAAGAUGUAGAUGCUGUAGAGAUGGUACCAAUACAACUCUUGGUCAUGAACAAGAUCAACAACCAAGCUCCUCAGAAUUACAAUGCCUCAGCUGUGAUGGCAGGAUCACUCCUGGGUGCCAUGACAAGACUGAAGGACAGUUACAGUGACUUUACAUUUGUCGGCCAAGAGAAUCCUGACUUUGGUGUCUUCAUUGAGAGUGUGAACAAUGUGGCUGGGAAUUUUAGCGACCGCACCUUCUGGCAAAUCCUGUCCAACAAAAGUGGUACCCCAGCACCUACACCUGUGGGAGUCAGCUGUUACUUCCCAGAAGCCAAUGAGCACAUCAUCUUCAACUUUACCACUUUUUAAGGACUAUCAAAAUUCUUCUUUGUUCAUUGGCCCUACCAUGUCACAUAGGCACUCGUGACUACUAUGCGGCCAACCCGGGUUCGAUUCCCGGCCCAGGUCCUUACUUCCCUGUCUCUCUCUUCUCUCUCUCCCACUCGUUUCCUGUCAUUACCUUCACUGUCCUGUCGAAUAAAGGCAAAACAGCCCCCCGCCCCCCACCAAAAAAAUAUUCAUAAGCAUUUUAGUCAUCAGUUAGCAUUUGGUGACAGCAUAUCAAGGCAACUCUUCUGACACAUUAUGUUUAUGUUAUUACUGUUUCUGCCAAAAUGUUAAAUAAAAUGUCUUUGCAGCUGAAUUUUUAC